ACGUCACGGGAACAACUUGCCUUCAUCUUCCCUCCUUCUAAAUUCUAAAGAUGGUGGAAAGUGGAAAUGUUGUUUACUUCGUAUAGAAGAAUUUUUCGAGCGAACUUUCGCUCGUUUUUGAACUAGAAUGACGACAAAUGGACUUCUAAAAGACCAUCUUAUCCAUCAUGAUCUGCAGAACGCCAAUCUCACUGGAUGCUCUGAAAAGAUCGGCAUUGAUAGUUUUGAACUAUUAAAAGUUUUAGGGACUGGUGCUUACGGCAAGGUCUACUUGGCCCGGAAGAAAGAUGGUUUCUACGAAGGAAAGUUAUUUGCCAUGAAAGUCUUGAAGAAGGCGACUAUUGUGCAGAGAGCGAAGACAACACAACAUACAAUGACUGAACGCCAAGUUUUAGAGGCAGUUAGAAGCUGUCCUUUCCUUGUUACAUUACACUGGGCAUUUCAAACGGACUCAAAGCUUCAUUUAGUUAUGGAUUAUAUUAGUGGUGGAGAGCUGUUUACCCAUUUAUAUCAAAGGGAUAAGUUUAGUGAAGAGGAAGCAAGGAUAUAUAUUGCUGAGAUUGUUAUUGCUAUUGACCACUUACAUAAGUUGGGAAUCAUUUAUCGUGAUAUAAAAUUGGAGAACAUACUCCUUGAUUCACAUGGCCAUGUUGUUUUGACAGAUUUUGGUCUGAGUAAAGAUUUUAGUCCAUCUGAUGAGAUUAGACGAACUUACUCAUUUUGUGGAACAAUAGAAUAUAUGGCCCCAGAACUUGUGAAUGGAAAUGACAAUGGACAUGAUAAGUCAGUUGAUUGGUGGAGUCUUGGUGUUUUGAUGUAUGAACUUCUUACUGGUGCUUCACCUUUCACAGUUGAUGGUGAAAAGAACAGCCAGUCACAAAUAUCAAAGCGAAUACUAAACAAGCAGCCACCAAUACCAAAAUCAUUUUCGCCAGAUGCAAAAGAUUUGGUUAAAAAGCUGUUAUGUAAAAAUCCAGCAAAGCGUAUUGGUAGUGGUCCCACAGGCGCAACUGAAAUCAAGCACCAUGUCUUCUUUAAGCAUUUAAACUGGGAUGCAGUAUUUGAAAGGAGGAUCAAGACUCCAUUUAUUCCAUGUAUCAAUAACGAUAUGGAUGUCAGCAACUUUUCCUCAGAAUUUACAGGAAUGACGCCUGAUUAUUCUCCAGCUGCUGUACCAAAUAACACAGAAAAAGUGUUUAGGGGAUACUCCUAUGUGGCUCCAUCUAUCAUUUAUGGCGAAUCUACAACUGUAGAUGAUUGCCUUAAGUUGUCGUAUGAGAGUCAGGUUUCAUCAGCUGGGAUAAGACAGGCUUCUUUCUUUGAGGCCUGUCCAUUUUUUCAAAAUUAUAUGGUCACAGAUGAAAUACUUGGAGAUGGCAGCUUUUCAACUUGCAGGAAAUGUAUAAAUGUAAAGACUGGUUUUCAUUAUGCUGUUAAAGUCAUCAGUAAAAGACGAAAUCUCACACAAGAAGUUCAAUCUUUAAGACGAUGUCAAGGACAUCCAAACAUCGUGAACAUACAUGAAGUUUAUCAAGACGGACUUCAUGUUUACUUAGUCAUGGAGUAUCUUCAGGGCGGGGAGUUGUUUGACAGAAUUCGACAAAAAAGAAGUUUCUCCGAAGCGGAGGCGAGUGUUUUGAUGCGGAAAAUUGUGUCCGCGGUUGCAUUUAUGCAUUCUAGGGGAGUGGUACACAGAGACAUAAAACCAGAGAAUCUACUCUUUGUUGACCAUACGAAAGAUGCAGAGAUGAAAAUAAUUGAUUUUGGUUUUGCAAAAGUGAAAAUAGUCAACCAGCCUUUGCAAACACCAUGCUUUACGUUACAUUAUGCGGCUCCUGAAGUUUUGGCUCAAACGACAAAGCAAAGUGGUUAUGAUGAAGCCUGCGAUUUGUGGAGUCUUGGAGUAAUUAUGUACACAAUGUUAUCUGGCCAAGUUCCUUUUCAAAGAAGUGGUAGUCCUAGCAAUACUGCUGCCAAUAUAAUGAACAGAAUUAAGAAUGGUGAUUUCAAAUUUGAAGGAGAACAAUGGAGCACUGUUUCUCAGCAAGCAAGGGAUCUAAUUCAAGGCUUGUUAACAGUAAAUCCAAAAGAAAGGCUUACAAUAAGAGAAGUCCAAAAUCAUGAAUGGCUCUCAAAUGGCAGUGAUAUACCUACUACUCCUCUUAUGACCCCUGGUAUCCUUGGCAUGGGACAAAAACGUACUUUUGUUGAAAGUGCAAUAAACGCUGCAUAUAACGCUUUUCAUAAGGCAACACGAGAGGGUUUUGCAUUGCAAGCUGUUGAACAGGCACCUCUGGCAAAACGACGUAAACUGAAGAAAAAUACUUCUGAUGAAAGACGGUUAACAAACUGCAGCUCAGAAGGAAGCUCUUGUGAUAUGAACGAAAAUCGUAAAUUUCCUGAGGAAUUAUCUUGAUGCACCUAAGGUGAUAAUAUUGUUUGUACAAGGGUGUGGGAAUGUAGUCAUGUAUAUAGGUACUUAGAUAAAUAAAUUAUCAAUAGCUUUUAUGUUUAA
This is a messenger RNA of Xenia sp. Carnegie-2017, 2515 nucleotides long. Its product is annotated as ribosomal protein S6 kinase alpha-5-like. The transcript has 17 exons. Gene Ontology annotation, molecular function: magnesium ion binding; ATP binding; protein serine/threonine kinase activity. Gene Ontology annotation, biological process: regulation of DNA-templated transcription; protein phosphorylation; intracellular signal transduction. The coding region runs from base 128 to 2416 and encodes 762 amino acids. The record is from RefSeq and is a predicted model, not a curated record. NCBI's taxonomy places the organism in Eukaryota, Metazoa, Cnidaria, Anthozoa, Malacalcyonacea, Xeniidae.